AUGGCCGCGGCCUUCCGAAAGGAGGGUGCGCAAAAUGUGUUGGCAACAGGGUCGAUGGUGAACUCCAUCAACAAAGCCUGCGACCUGGCCGACUUGCAAAGGAGCGCGAUUGCACGGGCGUUUCUCCUGCGCACCUGGAAAACUGACGAGGGAGACGCCGUGUUUUGUGGAGGCCGCAGCGACUCGGAAGUCCAGAUGCGGAACGGCUUGAAGCUGAUCAAGGAUCCCGAGCGUGUGAGCAAAGCAACCCACAAUGCGUCCGAGUUUGCGAUUUCGUGA
Symbiodinium sp. CCMP2456 is the source of this 279-nucleotide messenger RNA. The record is from the annotation of a GenBank genome assembly. Lineage: Eukaryota; Dinophyceae; Suessiales; Symbiodiniaceae.